Molecule: messenger RNA, 2606 nt
Organism: Hevea brasiliensis (rubber tree)
Lineage: Eukaryota; Viridiplantae; Streptophyta; Magnoliopsida; Malpighiales; Euphorbiaceae
Exons: 2
Coding region: 81-539 (152 amino acids)
Source: RefSeq, a predicted model, not a curated record
GAUUAAAUGAUCAGUAUGACCAUGUUAAGAAUCAAAUCUUGCUGACAGAACCUCUUCCGGAGGUUAAUAAGGCUUACUCCAUGGCUCUCAGAAUUGAAAGAAAAGGGGAGAUUCACAAUAGUGUAAAUGAGGAUUUUAAUACUGCUAUGAUUGUUAAAGCUUACAAAGAUGUAGGGGGAAAUAAGUUUCAAUCCAAAAAGAAAGAUGCUAGGAAGGAAAAUAGGACAUGUAACUACUGUAAUGCAACAGGUCAUACUAGAGAUACAUGUUUUAGACUGCAUGGUUAUCCAGAUUGGUGGACAGACUAUAAGACUAAGAAAGGCAAAGAAAGGGUGAAUAUAGUAACACAAAUACCAGAAACUCCUCUUAAUGCUAGCAAUGAGGUAACACAAAGAGGAAGGGAAAACAUGAACAUGGACUUAUACAAUAUAAUACAGCAAGAAAUUGAAAGGUUCAUGAGUAAUCAAAACAAUGCUGCUCCAUCAAGCAAUGCUGCAAGCUGUGUAAGCUUUACUGACUUUGAAGGACCAAGUGACUAAGGAGGUUGUGGCAGUUGGGAGAUUGCAUGAGGGACUCUACAAAUUAGAUGCAAUGUCUUUUAGCUUAGCUAAAAAUAAAGAAGUUCCUAGUUCUGUGUCAUUCUAUAAUAAAAAUAACCAAUUCAGUCAUAUGUCAAACUCUGUGAACAAUCUUAGCUUGUACACACUAUGGCAUCAUAGGCUUGGCCAUACUUCUAGAAAUAAAAUGUCACAUAUUGAAGAACUGUAUUCUUACAAUUCUGAUGAUCAAUAUGUUUGUGACAUAUGUCCUCUUGCAAAACAGCAAAGAAUAUCUUUUUCAAAAAAGUAAGAUUUCUACUCUUUCAAUAUUUGAAUUGAUACAUGUUGAUCUUUGGGACCCUUACUUAGUUUAUUCUAUUUCUGGUGCUAAAUAUGUUCUAACAAUAGUAGAUGAUUUUUCCAGAGAAACAUGGACUUACCUAUUAUCAGACAAAACAAAAGUUUAUCAUGUAUUAGUUGAUUUUAUAGCCAUGGUCUCAAACCAAUUUCAAAAACUUGUCAAGGUCAUUAGGUCAGACAAUGGCACUGAAUUUGUAAAUCAAUCGUGUACUAAUUUUUUUAAACAUAAAGGAAUCCUGCAUCAAAAAGCUUGUUCUUACUCCCCACAGUAAAAUUGAGUUGUGGAGAGAAAGCAUAAGCAUUUACUUCAAGUAGCUAGAGCAUUAAUGUUUCAUGCACAACUUCCAAAGAUGUUUUGGGGAGAGUCCAUUUUGACAGCAACCUACAUCAUUAACAAAUUACCUACUUCAGUAUUAAAAUGGAAGACUCUGCAUGAGACUUUGUAUGACACUAAACCAGAUUACAAAUCCCUUAAGGUUUUUGGCUGUCUAUGCUUUGCUACAAAUAUUAAAACUCAGAAAACAAAAUUUGAACAAUGAGCUUUUAAAUGCAUCUUUCUAGGAUAUGUUUCGGGUUACAAAGAAUUUAUACUAUAUGAUUUAAAAAAUAAAACCAUCUUUGUUUUUCAGGAUGUAGUAUUUCGUGAAAACCAUUUUCCAUUUGCUAAAGAACAUAUUAACAACUAUGUUCAUCAUCAAGUUCCUCUUCCUGUUGUUUUUGAUAACUCAAAUUCUCAAUCUCACACUGAUAUCUCAUCUGUACAUACACCACCACAUCUCUCUCCAUCUCCUGCCCUUAUCUCUCCUUUUAAUUUACCAUUUGAUUCUUCUUGUUCAAAUUCUCCUCAAGUUUUCCCCAUGUCAUCUAAUAACCCUGUUACACCAGUAUCUUCUCCUCUUCAUCCUAUUCUUAGAAGAAGUAACAGACCAACUACCAAGCCACAAUGGCUAAAUGAUUUUAUUGCAUCUGUUGAAUUUCCAACAUCACAUGCUUCCUCCCUUACCACAACUACCAUUAGUCACAAUGAAAAUGCAAACACAGGUAUGCUUUCUUUUCCUAACCUACCUCACUUUACUUCCUCACCUAUAUUUAGUCAUGACUAUAUGCGCUUUGUGGCUAAUGUCUCUACUUUCCAUGAGCCUAAGUCCUAUCAAGUAGCUAAGGAGGACAGUAAGUGGGUUCAAGCUAUGCAAAGUGAAUUGAAUGCAUUAGAAAGAAAUCGUACUUGGAUUCUAACUUCUACCUAAAGAGAAGAAAGCCAUUGCUUCAAAAUGGGUCUUUAGGAUCAAAUAUAAGGCUGAUGUGACAGUGGAUAGAUACAAGGCAAGAUUGGUGGCAAAAGGGUAUAACCAGCUCCCUAGAAUUGACUACCAUGAGAGUUUCUCUCCUGUUGCUAAGGUGGCAACUGUCAGGGUAUUCUUAGCUAUUGCCUCAGCUCACAGUUGGCCAAUUCAACAACUUGACAUCAAUAAUGCUUAUCUUCAUGGGCAUAUUGAUGAAGAUCUCUAUAUGUUACCUCCUGAAGGGUGUACAAAGGCUCACAAAGGGCAAGUUUGUAAAUUGGUUAAAAGUUUAUAUGGGUUGAAGCAAGCUGGUAGACAAUGGAACAAGGAAUUAACUCAGAAAUUGAAGAUGUUUGGGUUUACUCAAUCUAUAUUUGACAACUGCCUUUUCAUUAAAGGUUCAGGUGGUCAUUUUCUUGCUCUA